CCUCUUUCUUUUAUAAAAUGGAAGCUACUAAGCAUGCAGAAGUGGAUACAGUGCAAGCAGGAAAGCAUAUCCUGAUUCAAAUGCCCAGUGGAGGAGCUAAAAUUAUCAACUUGAAGGCCAACAGUAAUGUUGGCUUAGGAAAGUUUGGUACCUUCAACUCUGACAAACUUAUUGGAAAGCCCUUUGGAUUAUCCUAUGAAAUUUUGGGUAAAGACGACGACCUUCGCCCUGUCGGCCACGUCUCCAAAAACACCAUUGUUGAGGAAACAACCGCCAACAAUAGAGAGAUUAUUGACGAUGCUGCCGUUCAAAAGUUGUCGUAUGAGGAAGUCAUUCGAUUGAAAGAGCAAGGCGAACAAGGAAAGCUCGGAACUGAAGAAAUCAUUAAAUUAAUGGUUGAUUCACAUUCUGAAUUUUCUAAAAAGACUGAAUACUCCAAAGCAAAAUAUAUUGAACGUAAAAAGAAAAAGUUUAUGAAAGUUUUUACUCCUGUUCGCCCCACCAUCAGCACCAUGGUCGAUUAUUUCUUUAGCAAAAAUCCCGAUAAAAUUAAGCAUCUCCGUAUCGAUACACUCUCUCAACUUUUAUGUUUAGCCAAUGUGCAUGCCAACAACAAAAUGUUGGUAGUAGACGAUACACAAGGUUUAAUUGUGGCUUCCAUGCUUGAACGUAUGGGUGGUCACGGUCAAGUUGUGGCUAUUCAUGAAGGUGAUAAUCAUAAUUACGAUGUGUUACGUUAUAUGAAUUUCUCCAAGGAGAUUCAAAAUACUUUAUAUACCGUCCCUUUUGCUUUGGUGGAUCCCGAAACCCACGAUGAGCCCUUCGAAGUUUUAACAGACGAACAAUUCGCAACUUUGGAAGACGAUCCCCGCAGAACUUAUUUGAGACGCAAGGCAGCCUACGAUUAUAAAGUGAAAUCACGACGUCUUUUACACGAAGGCGAUUUCGAUGGAUUAAUCAUUUCUUCGUCACUGACUCCUGAAUCCGUGAUUAAAGUCUUGAUGAAAUACAUGUGUGGAUCCCGUCCUGUUGUGGUCUACAGUUUCAACAAGGAAGUGUUAUUACAAGCAGCUUAUUGGAUGCGUCGAUCUACCGAUUUCUUAAAUGCUGAAUUAACAGAAAGUAGUUUACGUGAAUACCAAGUCUUACCAGGUCGUAUGCAUCCUAAUAUGAUGAUGAGUUGUGGCGGUGGUUAUCUUUUGACCGCUCUUCGUAUCAUUGAUUGCCCCUUUGAUCCUUCGCUGGCAAAGAGAGAUGGUAACGAUAGACGUUUUAAGAAGAAGAAGACAGAAACACCCUCUGCAGAUUCUCCUGCUGUGGAUUCUCCUGUUGUAGAUUCCCCUGUUGUGGAUUCUCCUGCUAUCGACUCUCCCGCAAUUGAUUCGCCUGCCGUGGAUUCUCCCGCUAUGGAAGAAUAAACAAUGAUACUUAGAAUAAUAAAUAAAAAACACCUAAAAAUUA
Mucor mucedo is the source of this 1461-nucleotide messenger RNA. RefSeq names its product Gcd10p family-domain-containing protein. The transcript is spliced from 5 exons. Gene Ontology annotation, biological process: tRNA methylation. NCBI's taxonomy places the organism in Eukaryota, Fungi, Mucoromycota, Mucoromycetes, Mucorales, Mucoraceae. The record is from RefSeq and is a predicted model, not a curated record. The coding region runs from base 18 to 1418 and encodes 466 amino acids. Gene Ontology annotation, cellular component: tRNA (m1A) methyltransferase complex; nucleus.